This is a messenger RNA of Budorcas taxicolor (takin), 1179 nucleotides long. It is a transcript of the gene CABCOCO1, whose product is annotated as ciliary associated calcium binding coiled-coil 1. The coding region runs from base 1 to 1128 and encodes 375 amino acids. The record is from RefSeq and is a predicted model, not a curated record. The transcript has 8 exons. Lineage: Eukaryota; Metazoa; Chordata; Mammalia; Artiodactyla; Bovidae.
AUGGCGACGUUUGUGGGGACGACACCAGGGGGAACGACUCCCGCGGGAAUGACUUCGACGGGAACCACACCCGAGUCGGAGGUACGCAGUCUCUGCCCGGUACCCGCGACCCCCGAGCGCCCGACCUCUCUCGCGGGCCGAGGCUGUUCCCUCGGACGCGCCCCAUGCCCGAGUUGGGUGCUCGGCCCCGAGUGGGUGCGACGCCCAGGCGGCGCCGGCUCUCAGGGAGUGAAGGGGGCUCCCCAAGCCACCGACCCGCGCUCCCCUUGCCCUGUCGACCGACGCCCCUCCGUGCCCCCGGGUAAAGAUGCUGAAUUCCAGGAACAUGAAAAGAUUCUGUCUCCAGAUUUUCUUUCAGUUGCCCAGAUCACUGAAAUACUAGCAGAGGAUGUAGAUGGAGUUCAACAGAAACUAGAAAAGUUUUUGAAUUUCAAAAAUCUUCAAACCUGUUUAAAGGAAGCCAGUCUACUAGAUUAUUAUGUAUCUGGAUUUUUGUGGGCAAAAGGAAUGGACUUUUCUGUUAUUCAGUAUUCAAAAUUUAUGACUUUACUAGAUAUGCUACUUCAUAAUCUUAGAACACUGCAUAUGUCCUUAGAAGACAGCAUAAAAUGGCUUGGAGAAGUCAUGGCUGAAAUAGGACCAUCACACAAAAAUGAAAAAUGGAAUAUCUUUGAUGUGAAACAAGCCAAUGCUAUUGUUGAUUACUUGAAAAUCAGCUUAUUUCAACACUACAAGCUGUAUGAGUUUCUGUUCUUCUCUGCCAGGGAAGAAAUUGUGAUAGGAACUGAGCAACUGAUAGAAGUUGUGAAUCCUGCUGAUCACCCUUUCCCUGAUCCUCUAGAAGAAGGAAUCUCAUUUGAUGUUUACUCAGCAUUCAUAGAGCCACCUCCACCACUGGAUAUGGAAAUAAAGGGGUUGAAUCAAGAACAAGGCCCUGAAGAGUCCCAGCCAGAAGCCGAUACUUCAGAAACUGAUCUGUUAGUUGGUUUCACCAUUGAAGAGAUAAAAUCGGUGCUGGACCAAGUCACAGAUGACAUUUUAAUCAGCAUUCAGACUGAGAUAAACGAAAAGCUGCAAAUACAGGAAGAAGCCUUUAAUGCACGAAUAGAAAAAUUGAAAAAGGCCUGAGGACUCCAAACCAGGAGAGUGAUACUAAAACUUAACGAAACAAACAAAACC